GGCGAAUUGGACAAAUUGCUCAGUUUGCGCAGCGGCAACCCCAAUUUCGCGCUGUCAAAGUUUGGUGUGAAUUUAAUCGAAUUAGAGGGGGAGGUGCAACUUCCCAAUGAUGUCACAGAAAAUGAGAUCGUUGAAGGCUUCAGUGGCCCACCAGCCAGUGCAUCCGCAGCAGAUCUACGAGAUGCAGACUGUCGAGCAAUUGAUUGAGUUGAUUGAGAUUGUGGCGGCUUCUUUGGCGUCCGCCACCGUUGAUGCGGGCAAGAUGAACAUGCUGCUGUCGAAUUUGCGUGUGUACGGGCCUCAGUUGGAGGCGCUGUCGAAGGAUGUGCUGGACAAGGCCUUUGUCACGUUCAGAAAUGCGUCGCAAGAUGAGAGGCUCAAUAUCAUGACGCGUCUCAAUUUGCUCGAGUUGAUUGAGUUGCGGGCGAAAUCGUGGCAGAUCUCGGACGAAGUCAACACAUAUUACAAGCACAAGGCGACAAAUGUUGAGCCUGCUUUUGUAUCAUCGGCAACUGUGAAUGAAUUGACGAUGUUGAGCACCUCCCCCCCAGAAUUGAUGGGCCAAUCGCAACCCGCCAUUCUGGCGCCCGGUGAGCUCCUGAGGAAUUCUGGGAAGUUCACGAAGCCCACGAAGAUCCCCGGGAAGAAUUACUCGAAGGACGAAGUGGUUAUUCGCAAUGCUGACUCCGGAAAAGUUAUGGGCAUAAAAGGACGUAGAGUGCACAUGAUUGAGGAGUUGAGUGAGACAAUCAUUUCAUUUCAGAGAGUGAAUCCUGGAGCCAAAGAGCGACUGGUUCAGAUCACCGGACCGAACGAAGAGAAGAUCAACUACGCCAAGCAACUGAUUGAGGACACAAUCAGGAGAAAUGCAUCGCCUGUGCGUCUGGAGACGUCUCAAGGCGGCGGAUCGUGCAGUUCGCUGGCCUCGUCUGCCUCGGAUGAGACGCAGAACUCACUGAGAGCCGCCCGGAACAGUAUUGGUGCUGCUGCCAUUGCCGUGAUGGCGGCCAAUCAGCUCAACAACAAUCCCUUCUUGCCCGGCGCGGCGGCCGCCCAGGCGGCGGCUCCGCAGGUGCCCUCGGCGGCUGGCAAGUUGUCGCGUGGUAGCGGAGUGGCUACCAGUGGUCAACUGCUCCUGCACAGCUACUCGACCAACGACGCCUCACUGGGUGAAUACAAGUUCACCGUGAGCGUUGGUCCGCAUAAUCUCAAGAUCACGGGCGAUCGCUGUGAUCUAGUCAGGGCUGCCAAACUUGUGCUGGACGAUUACUUCAGCAGCAGCGAAUUCUUGGCCUCUGUCGAUGUUGGAUUGGCGGGCACGUUUGAGGCUCAAAUUCCAUCCUAUUCGCAGGGAAGUGGAUCCGUGCCAUCGACACCACUCAAUCCCUACGCCCCGCCCGUUGUGCCAGUGUCACAUCAACUGGGCGGCUCUACGUCUCCCUUCGCCGACAGCGGCAUCGGCUUGAAUCUGCUGGUGGCGUCCGGAUCGCCUGGGAAUGGCUUGAGCAUCGAUGCUGACGAUGAUGUCUUCGCCAAUGAGACUUUGAACACGUCAACGGAGAGUUCAUCGUCGCACGCUUCGAGCAACAACAGCAUUGUCACGUCCAACAAUGGACUCACGCGCUCACGUCGGAGUCAUUUUUCGCGCCAGGAGAGCACUCCUGAGGCGAUAAGCAAGGAGUCGACGGAGAAUCGCAUCGUGCACGAGUACGAGGACUUGAUUGCCUUCGCCAAGUCGCCGCUGUCGUGGGCGCUGCCCAAGGAUUGGACGAAGAUAUGCGAGAAGCAUCCUGGAUUGGUGCGCAAUAAGGAUCUGGCGGACGAGAAGAGUCGCUUCGACGGCGAGAAGCACUUGCAACUCCACAAAUCCGGCGCCUUCGCGGACAUCGUUUACGUGAUCGACGACUCGGACGAGCACGAAUGAGAGUCGCCCUGUGAUUCCUGUUCCGGCGGAUGCUCGAGGGAUGCAUUUUGGGGGAGAGUUUUGGCAGCACAUGAAUUAAUCGAAAAUUACACACACACGAAACGUAGGAAUUUUACAUUAGCAAGCAACUACAACUCUAGUCUAAUUCUCAACUGAGGAAAAAAGAAGUGUUUCGCGCGACGGCGGAUGAAGAAAAGAGUCAUUUUAAUCAUCAAACAAUGUAUAAUUUUUAUUUCUUACAUCCUUACAGUAAUCUUCUUUUAUACUUAAACGCAAAAAAAGGGUAAAUUAAUCGAAAAUGUGGGGGGGAAGAUGAUAAAGUCCUGGAAAAAAGUAUUUUCUUUCUCUCUCUUCAAUUUUUUUGUUUCUUCACUUUGUUUCACUGUAUUUAUCAAAAAUUUAGGAGCUGCAAGAGAGGAACGAAAGGGAUUUUUUUUGUAACUGUAAUAUUUAAAAAGUAAUUUAUAUAAUGGUGUAAUCUUUUGUUGUCUCUCGAAGGAGGAAAAAGAAAGUAUAAUAAUAA
Molecule: messenger RNA, 2447 nt
Organism: Phlebotomus argentipes
Lineage: Eukaryota; Metazoa; Arthropoda; Insecta; Diptera; Psychodidae
Gene: mxt
Product: eukaryotic translation initiation factor 4E-binding protein Mextli
Exons: 9
Coding region: 107-1924 (605 amino acids)
Biological process (GO): positive regulation of translation; regulation of formation of translation initiation ternary complex
Cellular component (GO): cytoplasm; RNA cap binding complex
Molecular function (GO): translation initiation factor activity; eukaryotic initiation factor 4E binding; RNA binding
Source: RefSeq, a predicted model, not a curated record